AUGUCAAUGAUAUCUCGCAAGGGACUUGCAAUUGCAGCCGUCACGCUGCUGGCGCUGUUCGUCGUUGUGAUGCCAAGCCCAGUUUCCGCACGUGAUUCCCUCGAAUGUGAAAAGGUCUGGACGGGGCCAAGCAGCACAAAUGAUGUAUUUGCUUGUUUGUCCGAUGUAAAUCGUAUCAAGGCCCAGUGGCGCUACUAUGUGUUUCCGGCCAUCAGUGCUCUGCUUUUUCUUGUAAUUUUGAUAACUUUCCCCAUUGUCUUUCUGUGUGUGUGCUGUUGCCGUUGCUGUUCUUGUUGUAAGCGACGCGAUGCGCACGUCACAGCGAAUUCCCGCUGCUUUCUCUGGAUGUGGAUAGCGUACGCCAUACUGUGGUGUUGUGGUAUGGGCAUACUCGUUAUCUAUGGUGCCCAACUUGUUGCGAUUGCACUUCCUGCCGUGUUUGACGAUACAAUGGAUGGACCACUGAAGUACUUCAAUUACACAGCAGACAAGCUCAUUGAUUUCACGUCUAACUGGUCUACAGGUGAGCGUAAACCAUUGGCUGGUAUCGACCUGGAUACUGAGGUUUUCGCUAACAUCAGCAAUACGGUUGCAGAUUAUCUAACAGAUAUCAGAGACAUGAUCUCCGGGUACUUGAAAUGGGUACCAAUUGUCUCGUACUGCAUAGGUGGGGUGGGUGUUGUUCUGAUGUUCCUCAUGAUAUUCCUUGCCUGCUGUCGCUGCUGCGUCCCAUGCCUGCCAAUGGGCUUAUCUUGUGUAUACUGGAUCUUUGGAGUUGUGUACUCACUUCUUGGUUUUGCUGCUAUUCUACUUGCAUACGUGGCUACUGUUGGCUGUGGUGAAAUUGAAUUGCAGUACAACCGAGAACCAGGUGUGCUUCAGUGGUUUCUUGUGCCUUAUUGUCAAGAAACGUUUGACUUCUCAACCAUUAACACUGCCGUUCGUGAUGCGGAGAAGCUUCUUUCCGAGCAAUCCUGCAAUGCCCUACUGCAUCUAUGUGAUGAUUCCCCAUCGCCCCUUACCCGGCCUCUCACCUGUGGUAAAGGCAUCACUUCCCCCAAUGAUUGUCCAGAUAUUGGCACCAUGGCAGCUGUAUUGGAAGACACUUAUGUGAAGGCCGGUACCACAGCAUGCCCUGACAAAGACAAACCAUGUUCGCUGAUAGAAUGCGCGGUCAAUUGUACUAUUGAAGAAGUGAGGACAAUUGCAAGCGGAUUGCUCUCUUUUGCUACAGUGGCAAGUAAUGCAAGUAUUGCUGUCUCGUACGCCAGGCCUUUGUUGGAAUGCAAUUUUGUGGUGGAUCGGCUGCUAAGUGCCAUGGAUUCCUGUAAUGAUCUCAAGAUAGGGUCUUUGAUGCUUGGUACGGGAUUCUUUCUUGGUGGAUUAAUGUUCGGUCUUGCCAUCUACAUUAUGUUCCGCGGUUCCUGUGUGUGGAGAAAGCCAAAGGGUGCGAAAUAA
Trypanosoma theileri is the source of this 1458-nucleotide messenger RNA. RefSeq lists its product as uncharacterized. The record is from RefSeq and is a predicted model, not a curated record. Lineage: Eukaryota; Euglenozoa; Kinetoplastea; Trypanosomatida; Trypanosomatidae. The transcript has a single exon. Bases 1 to 1458 code for a protein of 485 amino acids.